CACUGUUUACAGGUCCAACAAUGUUAGGCUGAAAAUAUUUUAAUGCUUUGAAUGUACACUUUAUUUAAAAAAAUCAUUAUUGUAACAAAAUGUUACAGGCACGCAUGAUUUUUGUUUGUUUCACUUUGUGCUUUUUGAACAGUGUAACAUCGGAAUAUGCACCGACGGGAUGUGACCUAACUGGCGGGGGAACUGGUAAAGCCACUUGUGACUUUGCCAGCUGGAGUCCGCCGCUUGACGAGGGAGACUUUGGACCGGGGGAUGUUUAUCAAAUUAUUGUUGAAAAUGUGGACGGAACUAUACCAAAUCAGGCGUUCAGUGGAAUUGACGACAACAAAAAUACAACAAAAGACACCGGGAUAAAGUUUGAGUGUACUCUAGAAAAUAUCUUACUGUCACCGGAAGUAUUUACCCCUAAUCUGAGCUGGAUGAAGUAUCUUACUUUUAAGAAUUGUUACGUUCAAGAUGGUAUUUCGAGUGGAAUGCUUUCAAACAUGACUGGUCUGGAAGAGUUUACAGUUGACGGAGGUAUCAUAGGUCCCCUCUCAUCAGACGUGUUUUCUGGAUUAACAAAUCUUGUAAAGAUAAUAAUAAAUGCUGACUUUCUAGAUGCUGAUAUACCUGCUGGGCUUUUCACAAGCCUUAGUGCGCUACAAGAAAUAGAUUUGAGAUCCUCAGGCAUCUCAAGUAUAUCAGCAGACACUUUUACCAAUUUGGCACUUCUUACAAAAAUUGACCUCUCGGAAAACUCGCUUACAACAUUACCGGAAGGAAUGUUUACGUCGCUUAUAUCAUUGUCAACAGUGGAACUUGGCACAAACUCAUGGGAUUGUACAUGUGAUUUGGCUUGGCUAUCUACGUGGUCACUUUAUACAGGUGUUACUAUUGACGUCACGUGUACAACACCAGCAGCCUACAACGGUAUACCGCUAAGCAGAGUGGUCGCUUCUCUCGGGUGUAUAAGCUCGAUAUCAUCAUCUAAUGCGUCAGGGUCAACUUCCGAUUCCAGUUCUUCCGGUUCAAGUUCAAGUUCAGGUUUGUAUUUAGUACUCAAUUCAAUAAGUAUGACAUAA
Ruditapes philippinarum (Manila clam) is the source of this 1073-nucleotide messenger RNA. Its product is annotated as immunoglobulin superfamily containing leucine-rich repeat protein-like. The record is from RefSeq and is a predicted model, not a curated record. Gene Ontology annotation, molecular function: protein binding. The transcript has 5 exons. NCBI's taxonomy places the organism in Eukaryota, Metazoa, Mollusca, Bivalvia, Venerida, Veneridae. Gene Ontology annotation, cellular component: extracellular matrix. The coding region runs from base 90 to 1073 and encodes 327 amino acids.